AUGUUGAGUAGCUGGAUUAAUAAAAAAUAUGAUGAGGAUAAUACAAUUAAUACUGAACAAAAAAAAGACGAUACACCGGUUACUAAUAUUGAAAGUACAAUAAUUGACGAUCGUUACAACUUAACUGAAGAUAAUAUACAAAACAAUGAUAACAAUGACCCUACCACUAGCCAAGUAAAUAAUGAACUUUAUAUUAAUAAUAUUGAAAUUGAAAGUACAAUUGACGAUCGUUACAACUUAAUUGAAGAUAGUACACAAAACAAUGAUUACAAUGAACCUACUACUAGCCAAGAAAGUAAUGAAAUUAACAUUAAUUUUAAUGAUCCUGGUUGUUGGCCGACUAUGACUUCUAGAUUUAGAGAUUUAAUGGUGGAAAGAGGACCAUACCUUAUGGAUCAAAAUAAUUAUUUUCCAGUAAAUGAUGAGGAUGGUAGACAUUUUGACGGUAAAUGGUUCUAUAAAUUUUUAAAUAACGGAGAAAAAGUUCGAAGACAAUGGCUAUUAUACAGUAAAUCAAAAAAUGCAAUUUUUUGUUUUGCAUGCCUCCUUUUUUCAAAUAAUGACAUUAGGAAAUCCACAUUUUCGAAUAAUGGUUUUAAAGAUUGGAAACAUUUAAAUCCCUCUGUUGCUGAGCAUGAGAAUAGUAAGAACCAUAAACAAAAUUUUUUGGACUGGAAGGAGUUAGAAAAAAGAUUACAGGACUGUAUAACAAUUGAUUAUGCGCUUCAAAAUUCUAUUAAAAAUGAAAAAGAAAAAUGGUUUUGUAUUCUUAAAGUUAUUGUUGACGGAAUUUUAUUUUGCGCUAAAAAUAAUCUGGCCUUAAGAGGUUAG
Molecule: messenger RNA, 831 nt
Organism: Metopolophium dirhodum (rose-grain aphid)
Lineage: Eukaryota; Metazoa; Arthropoda; Insecta; Hemiptera; Aphididae
Product: zinc finger MYM-type protein 5-like
Exons: 1
Coding region: 1-831 (276 amino acids)
Source: RefSeq, a predicted model, not a curated record